CUAGAAUCACCUUUGUGGUCUCCUGAAAAGAAUUGACAGAGUAUAUCCCGCAAAAUUGGUGCGCUAACCACAUAAAAUAUAAAUCACUGGUCUGUGUGUGUAGCGAAGGGGGACAAGAAGAGAGGAGGCGAGGGUCUCCAUUGUUUUGCCACACUUGUUCCAAAACGAUUUCAGGUGGCCGUUAAAAAAAAACAGAUAACAAUGAAUUUUAUAAGCUUAUUUGGAAAAGUAAAAAUGUCCAAGAACGUUAAAAAAAAUAAGGGCAGACAGACCAGAUACAGCAGGGUGAACGUGAUGUGCGAUUUUGUCAUCGUGUUGCACUGCGAUCCCCUCGUGUUCGAAAUAUUAUUUGCAUCCAUUGAAGAGUAUGCAGUGUUCUCCUGCGCUGUAUUUACGUAAAAUCCGACGUACCCAGAUAAACAUUUUUUGUAAUAAUCCUCUCAUAAUAUUGUUUAUUAGUUUUUCAAAUUCAAAAUACUAAUAAUUUUUUUAGUCAGAAUGUGUCCUUUUAUCACUUAUAUUGUUCCAACAUAAUAAUUUUAUGUCUUAAUACGUAAGGGGAAGAGUUGGGAACAGCUUCAGCAACAACAACUUUAAUUUUUGUUUGUCAAAACAAAUAUGGCGGAUAAUAGUAAUGAAGAAUAUUCUGAUUUUGAGAGUGAUGACGAUUUUGCUAGUGAUGAAGACAGUCCUCGAAGUGAAAAAAAAGAUGAAGACGUUAAAAUCAACAAAGGCAAUAAUUUUAUUGUCUCAACUGAAGAAAAUAAAGAUGAAGAGUACGAAGAAGACCAAGAAGAAGAAGACGAUAACUCAUUUUCCAGGCCGGAAAUAAGAUUAGCAAAAUUGAAGAAAGAAAUAGUCGAUGUAGAUUUUAAUUUAUCCCGAAUAAAUAGAAUCAAAUGUAUCGCCUUGUGUAAAAUAAUAAAUGGUCAGAACCAUUGGAAGGUAGCAGAGGCACAUUUAGAUUUAGCAAACGUUUAUUUGCGAGGCAAGCAUUAUCCACUACAAACCCUUAAACAUGCAAAUUUAGCAAGAGAAAUAUUAUUAGACUUGCAAGGUAAAGAGAAUGCCACCGAAACUACACAGUUGCAAUAUCUUCUUCAAAAUUUGUAUUAUGUUUUGGGAAGAGCAAAUUGUCAACUAAAUAAAUACAAAGCCUCAGAAAAUUGUCUACAAAAGGCGAAGACUGUUGCAGAUAAUGCACGAAAUGCAACUUUGAAAUCACUAUCCAUGAAAGUCACCAUUCUAUCUUCACUAGCUACAACAUUAAGCAAACUUGGCCAAUUGGGACAAGCCAUUGAGUGCAUUGAGGAAGGUAUUGAAGUCGUAAAUAAAAUGUCUGGUGAUAAUUCUGAUCUCUACAUUAAACUACACAAACAAAUGGCUAACCUUGAAUUGAUGAAUGGAAAGCAUGCAAAUUUUUCUUCUGCAGAAGAAUCAGUAAAUAAGGCAUUAAAACUUUCAAUAGAAACAAAUGGCCAAGAAUCCAGUGAUACUGCAGAAAUUUAUAUCUUAGGCUGCAGAGUAGAAUCACAAAAAGAAAUAAUAGAUUUUUUAAAGGUUGAGACAAAUCUCAAUGAAGCAUUGAAAAUUUAUAAGAAUAUUGAUAGCAUAGAUAAGAUUAUAGCAACAGAACAGAUGUUAUGUAAGAUGAUGAUGCAACAGGGAAAAUACUUAGAUGCAACAAAAGUUUUGGGAGAUUGCAUCCAGAAGUGUGAAUUGUUUAAAGGGGACAUGUCUAUAAUGAGUGCAGAGUUAUACGAACUAAUGGGAAGCAUUUUGUUUUCACAACAUAAAAUGCCAAAAGCAUUAGCAUAUCUUGAAAAAGCAGCAGAGAUUUAUGUUGGAAAAAAGAAACAUGUUAAAAAGCAGGAGAAAAUUAUGAAGAUUAUUGAUAUUAUCAGAAAAUCGAGCAAGGAUGAAAAUGUAAAAACUUCAGAGGAUAAGUUAAAAACCCGACCUCGAUUUCAUUAGUCUAUAUUGUGUUAAUGUAGAAGUGUUGUCCAAAUUUUAUUGCAAUAGUGCAUGCACAAUGGAAAAUAGUGCAUAUAUAUAAAGAAUCCAUUAGUAAAAUAUAUGUUUGCACUAUUUGAAAUAA
Hydractinia symbiolongicarpus is the source of this 2098-nucleotide messenger RNA. Its product is annotated as tetratricopeptide repeat protein 23-like. The transcript has a single exon. The coding region runs from base 619 to 1974 and encodes 451 amino acids. The record is from RefSeq and is a predicted model, not a curated record. Gene Ontology annotation, molecular function: protein binding. Lineage: Eukaryota; Metazoa; Cnidaria; Hydrozoa; Anthoathecata; Hydractiniidae.